AUGCAGAAGUUGUACUUAUUAGCUGCUCGGUUGCCGUUUAUUUUAGUUUUCCUGGACCUGAAAGCCAUUUCUUUGAUACGGCGUUGUCUCCUGCAUGCUCGGAAAUCCGGAAACGCAGAAGGCCGCCAAAUAAAACCAACUUUAUGCAUGGGCCGUGUCGAUUUUGGUAGUUUCGUUCGAUGUUGCUUUAGGAUUGUAAGCGGAACUUCAAUGCUGGGCACGCAAACGGCAACCAAUUUUAGUUUUGAGUGUUAUGCAUUGAGAAUAGAAGUUGUAGUCGGGCUUUGGAAGAGUCCAAGUUUCUAUAUGCUGAUUUUGAUUUGCAGUAAUCAGAAAUCUGUAUAGCGUAAGUGCUAAAAAGAAAAGCGCCGCUUUUCGGUAUUAAAAAAGCAAGCUUUGUUUUCAUGCGGGGUGAGCAUCAGCAAGCCUUCGCAAAGCUUACAAAAAUGCGCUGCGUGCAUUACAGCUUAUCUAGCUGCUCCAGAACCAGAACAUGCAUGAUCAUGACAAAAAAGCGCACUCUUGCAGACCCGGACAGAUGAUUUUCAAUUCAUAAGUGUUGA
Amoebophrya sp. A120 is the source of this 563-nucleotide messenger RNA. Lineage: Eukaryota; Dinophyceae; Syndiniales; Amoebophryaceae. The record is from the annotation of a GenBank genome assembly.